UCACAUUUUGGUUCUUGAUCUUCUUCGAGGUCUAGUAACCUCGUAGAGACAAGAAUUCCACCAUUCAAUUCUUAAGAAGAAAAAAAAAUCUUUUUUCAAUUUUAUAAGUAGGGAUUUUGUAGUUAUUAUUUUUAUUAUAUAGUUUUGAGAAAUGGAGGUACAUUCAUCAGUUGUAGCCAAAAGACUAUGGAAUGUGUUGAGGAUCACAUUCUUUAUGAUGAGAAAGAGUCUUGUAUCAAAGAGAAAGAUGAUUAUGGACAUGAAUUUGAUGAUGAAGAAAGGGAAAGUGCUAAGAAAAUCUUUGAGCAAUCUCAUGUCAUCCCAUAAUCGUCACCACCAUCAUUCAUCGAAAAAUGGUGGUGGUUUUAUGGUACAUGAUUAUGAAUUCUCUUGUAGUAAUAGUCCAAACCCUGCUUUUUUCAACAUGUCAAAACGUAAGCACCAUUUCAGUUUUCCUUGUAUUAAUGCUCCUAAUGUUAUUGAUGAGGAACCUUUACCUUGUCAAUAUCAAUUGUCACCAAUUGAAUUUGACAUUGAAAAUGUGUCUAAGGAUGGUAAGGCUAUGGUGCCCAAGACUCCUGAAUACGCAUUCAAUUUUAAGUUUGAUUCAUCUGAAGAGAGAAAAAGCCCACUUCUCUCACCUUUUUCUGUGAGGGUCUCCAAUUACUCAGCAUUGGGGGAUAAUGAUGAGAUUGGAAAUUGUCAAGUUGACGAUGAGGCUGAGGAUUUCAUUAGAAGGUUUUAUGAGCAGCUAAGAACACAAGGCCGUAUGCAAUUGCCUGGGUUUUAAAAAAACUUUGCGGCCACAAUUUAGACGGUGAUAUCAAGGAUCCCAAAGUUAGACGCGCUACAUUUUAUCGGGACUCUACAAUAUCAAGGAUCACAACUUCACUGUAAUUAUUAUUAUUAUGAUCUCGAUUUAAAACCUUGUAAAAUUGGUAGUUACUACAAUGCCAAGAGAAGAGAUGUAAAGACAAAUUGAAUAAUGAUAUAUAAACUCCCUAUCUGCAUUUCUGAAUGCUGAUAAACAUUGAUCAACUAGCUUCUUGUAUAGCAUCUCUAAGAAUAUGUUCUUUAAAAUUUUACAUUUUAUUUUGUGCAUGUUUAAAUUGUGUUGUACUGUUUAUGAUGCAUAGUCAAUUUUCAUGCGAGUUCGUCUA
Messenger RNA from Medicago truncatula (barrel medic), 1160 nucleotides. RefSeq lists its product as uncharacterized. Bases 152 to 790 code for a protein of 212 amino acids. NCBI's taxonomy places the organism in Eukaryota, Viridiplantae, Streptophyta, Magnoliopsida, Fabales, Fabaceae. The transcript has a single exon. The record is from RefSeq and is a predicted model, not a curated record.